Xyrauchen texanus (razorback sucker) is the source of this 3869-nucleotide messenger RNA. RefSeq names its product SH2 domain-containing adapter protein F-like. The record is from RefSeq and is a predicted model, not a curated record. Lineage: Eukaryota; Metazoa; Chordata; Actinopteri; Cypriniformes; Catostomidae. Gene Ontology annotation, molecular function: phosphotyrosine residue binding. The coding region runs from base 180 to 1376 and encodes 398 amino acids. The transcript is spliced from 8 exons.
CACCAGCUGAGCUGCAACAACUAAUGCAAUUCAAUGCAACUCAUCCAUCUAUCCACACGUGCACACGCUUAUCGCUUUUGAUUUCCUUUAAAACUGGUUUAUAUUCCUUUUUUCACCAGUGGAUCGUUAAGAUAUCAACUUAUUGCAUGCAGAAAAGAGCUUGAUGUUCUUAAGCAUCGAUGCAUUGGGGAAAUUUAAGACCCAUGGCAAAGUGGUUUAGAGAUCACCUGAGUCUUGGCAGCAGGAAAGGACCACCACAGCCCCCGAAACCAGACUACACCGAAAGUGAGAUCCUACGGGCCUACAGGGCUCAGAAAGACCUGGACUUUGAAGACCCCUACGAACCCUCUGAGAACCGGGUGCAGAACGGGUCAGGGACGAUCGAAACGUUCCCCGCCUUUGGCACGGGGCUGUCCAAUGACGUGGAGGGGAAGAUUGCGUCUCCCAAACACAGACUUGUAAAAGUGGAAUCUCAAGAAUUCGGGCGUAGCCAGAUUCCGUUGAACAUUGUGACCUUUGAGGAACCACAGACUCCUGUAGUUCCCUCGGCUCCUGUGGUGGGUGACACCGAUUACUCGGACCCGUUUGACGCCAGGCCAGAUCCGCGGCCUAGGACCGGCUGGGAACACAACGGUGUAGAAACCUGCAAUAGUUACAUGGAGCCGUUUGAGGCCCAGCGAUUCGUAAACGAGCUGCAGCACAGCACAGAUCGGGGCAGGAGCACCCUACAGCUCUACGACAGCCCGUAUGAUGAGAGAGUUCAGCCCCAGGCAGCACCUGAGGACGAUGAGAUGGAGAGACGUCUGCCCCAGGAUGAUGAGAGGCCUGCGGAUGAGUACGACCAGCCCUGGGAGUGGAAGAAAGAGAAUAUCUCCAAAGCCUUUGCUGUGACGUUUGAUGUGGGCGACUGGGAUCCAUCCACAUUGCCCCUUGACGAGCCACAGGGGAAAGCUGGAACAUUCAGAACCAGCCCUCCAUCCAGUGGGGCGACCAGCCUGCGUAAGCCCAGCAACCCUCAAUCAAUCCUGGGUGAGAGGGUGGACCCCACACUGCCCCUCGAAAAACAGGUGUGGUACCACGGUGCAUUGUCGCGCUCUGAAGCCGAGUCGUUGCUCACGCUGUGUAAGGAGUGCAGUUAUCUGGUGAGAAAAAGCCAAACCAGCCAGAACGACUAUUCACUCUCUCUCAGGAGUUGUCAUGGAUUCAUGCACAUGAAGUUCUCACAAUCUCGUGAUGGGAAGUUCAUCCUGGGCGAGAACAGUCCUCCGUUUGUCUCUAUUCCUGAAGUCAUUCAUUACUACACCACACACAAACUACCCAUCCGUGGAGCUGAACACCUGUCGCUGCUCUACCCUGUACUGGUGCAAACACUCUGAGAACACACACAUUUAUCGCAUGCUCACACACACACACUCUCACUCAGGGCUUAACUCACAUGGCUACUAUAACGCUUUGUUUUCAGUCAAAUUUUGAAUCUGUGUGUUUGGAGUUUUUGAGCAAAAAGAUCACACUACAUGUGUCCCUCUGUGCCGUUGGACUCUGAAGUGUUUUCGUAUCACACUGGGAACCACAAUAUUAUAUAAUUUGUUCUGCUCUAAAAGCUUCAAAUUAUAUAUUUAAGAUUUGAGGAUAAAAUGUAGACUAACCAAAGUAUUUAUAAUGAUUUUAGAAACACUAAAGCAAUGAUGUACAGAACAAAUAACAUCCUAUGUGACUAGGCUUUCGUUUUAGAUUAAGCUCAUAUCUACGCAAAUUGAGAGACUUCUACCCUGCAUGCUCUUUUCAAACCCGUAUUAUUUUCUUUCUUAGUGAAACACUAAAUGAGACAUUUUAUUCAUGCACAAUAUUCACUGCUUUUUUCCAUACAAUCCAAAUGGGAUUUGAGAGCUGUGACAAAGAGGAAGAUUAUCAUUGAAUAACUAUGUAAAUUUCAGUCUAGUCCUCACACAAAGUCAUACAGACCAUCUGAAUGAUGCUCUCUUGACCGCCAUGGUCACCAUCCACUUUCAUUUCAUGGAAAAGAGCAGCAUCAGCAUUCUUCAAAAUGUCUCCUUUUGGAAGAUAGAAAGUUACACGGGUUAGAAACAACAUGACAGUGUCAUACUUUUGGACGUUAUUGAAAUAAAAGGAAUAGUUUGCCCAAAAAGGACAAUUCUGUCAGUUUAAAAUGAAGGCUGCUCUUUAGCAAGCUCUUAACAUCCCUGCGACAGGAAGUAGAGGCGAUGAAUCAGAGAUAUAUGACGCAAGGAAGUUUAGACAUGAUACUGGAAUGUUCAGAAUGUGACUUUCACUUUUCCGGAUGGCCAUGUGUGUGCAGAACCUUGUUUUGGUCCUUCUUUGCCACCCUUAAGUGAGAAACAAGGGCCACUGAUUAUGAUGGAAACAGGAAGUGUUGUCAUUCCACCAUCUUCUACAUGCCUCAGUGCUUCAAACUUAUAACAUGACAGGAAACUGUCGUUACCGUGGCUUUUCGCUUCAAUUAAGGCAGCUGUCACAUUAUUUCCCAUCAUUUUACUCUACCAGCUACUGUUUGGUGCCCUUGGGUCCCUGAUAUAUUUAAGGACUACUAAGCAAUGCUUCUUUAGAUAUCUAUAUGAACCAUCACUUUUGAGUUUUUUAGUUUAACGUGACAUUUGAAAUGGGGUCCCUUUGACUGUCCCUCUGAAUUAAAAGCCACUUCUUGUAAAUGGAGAUAAAGCUCUAGUAUUUUCCUCUUAAAGGAACAGUGCACCCAAAAUUGGACAAUUCUGUCAUUUACUCAUCCUCAUGUUGUUCCAAACUGUUGGCUGUCAAGCUCCAAAAUGUGCCAUAAAUGUUGUUCAUUAUACUCAAAUGCUAUAUUUCAAGACUUCUGAAGUUAUAUAAAAGCUUUGUUUGAGUAACAGACUGGAAUUUAAGAGAUUAGUCAUUAAAAAUGUUGCGUAUAGCCGGUGUUUGAGUACAGAAUUCUACGCAGUACUACGCAGAUAACAACCAAUGAUGUGUACAUGCCAUUUCUGAAUCUGGAAGUAUACGCGGGCUGUUAGAUUUCAGUCUGUUCCUCACUGUUCCUCCUUUAUGGAGCUUUACAGCCGUUGGUCUCUAUAAACUGUCGUUUUAUGGCAAAAAAGAUUUCUUAAACUAAUUUUGUGUUGCCAAGUGAAAAUAACAGCAUAUGGGUUUGGAAUAACAUGAGGGGAAGUAUUUCUAUAAGGAAGACUUGCAGACUUCUGUUUGAUUUAAGAUGACAUUUAUUUGAUGAAUAUAAAACAGAAAAGUAAUGUCUCUCUUUGGCACAAGCCCCGUUUGGCGGUCCGAAGAAGUUGUACUCCGAACCGUCAUAUCUUGACGGAGAUAGGAGGCAGGGGCGAGGAGCCUACUCCCAUGCAGGACAGGACUCAACUGGGGGUGGUGGGGUGGUGGAGGUUGCCGUGUUCGCACACUGAAACAGCAAUGUGAUAGAUUGUGAGCAGACUUAUAAAGCAACAGUUUACAUGUGAUUGGCUGGGAAUUACCCAGCUAAUGGUGUGAUGAUGUACAGCUGCUUACAUUGUUGGGUGAACUUUCCCUUUAAGAAACACAAUACUAUUGGUAACCUCACUGUAUUUUGAAUAGCUUUGAUUUUGACCGGCAAAAAGCCGAAAUGUUUUUUGUUGACGGUUUACUUGUGUACAAUAUGUAUAUCCUCAGGCAGAGCAAAGGCUGAUGGGAAUCUGACCGUGCACACACACACACACACACACACACACACACACUACUACACAUGGUAUGUACUAAUAUAGACAUCCACACGGUAGUUAUAGUUUGUUAUGAUGACUGUACUUUUAACUCUUGAGUUCUUGUUUUCUGUUUGCUGUUUUCCAGCUUUUCAUUUCCUUGGAAUAAAGUAU